AUGAUAUUCUCAGGAAUAUUCAUACUCACAACGACUAAUCUUUAUCAUGUAGUUGAAAAGCUUAUCGUAUUCGUCGCUAAGAAAGAUGCAAGACCCCUAAAUUUUGCCACAAUUACGACAUAUCGUGUUAUGGUGAGGGCAUAUGAAGUAUGGACCGUGAUGAUAGCAGCAGCCACCACUUAUCUCGUCAUUCUCAUCCAAUUUGGUAAACCAACUUCGAAUUCAACUCCCGAUACUUCGAAUAAUGGAACUCUCCUGAUCAAUACAACCGACCUUCCACUGAUGAUUUCAACGAUAGCAACUGCUUAAAACUGUUUCCAAUAUUGCAACGAAUUUACAUUAAUUCAUCACAAAAUUUAUAUUUAUUUGUGAACGUAUUUUCGUGUGUACAGAAUUUAUUGUUGGCAUAAAUUACUGUUCUUAUAUACAUACAAAAUAAAAUAAAAUAAAUAAAUGUUAGUAGAAACGAUUAUAUUAUUUCAUUGGAAGAAUGUUUACGGUCAAAAAGACAACCUGGUAUGACACGACUUUACCAUCUGGACUGCUGCAGCCAUCUUUUAGUCCAGCCAACGUAGAGGAAAAUUGAAGUUACAGUAGGUCUUCAGGUGUAGACUAUAAAAAUAACAAAUACAAAAAAAGAAAAGUUAAAAAAAUAUAUGUAAAAAUCGGGAGAAUUUUAUCCCUCUCACAGGUAUCGAUUUGUUUUAACAUUUAUUAUAUUCUAGAUAUUGAAUAUGAUUAUUUGAUAGUCGAGUGUAUUGUUUCGAUAUUGUGCUAAAACUAUAGCAUAGAAAAAGUAAUAAAAACAUUCUUGCUGGAAAUUCAAUGCUUUAUAAUUUAUUAAUUUUGAACUUAAUUCUAGCCAGUUGAUUUCACUAUAGGUAUACACUUAAUUAAUCACUGUACACUUAAUUCACUUAAGCCAAUAGACUCCAUUUUGAGCAUUCCUUGACUGUACAACAUGUAAAUAUAUAAAAGAUAAUUUUAAAAUCACUUUAAUAGUUACCCUCCUAUAAAAAUAUUUAUUCUAAAACUGUUCUGGUUUAUAAGUUGGGGUCAUUCUAAUAAAAUCAAUAAUUGGAAGUUUAUUUGUGACUAUCUGGUUAGAAUUAUUUUUAAAAUGAGCGGGGCUGAUUUCCCACAAUUUUCAUGUUUUGUCUUAAUUUCAUGCUGACUUCAGUUGACGUAUGAAG
Nezara viridula (southern green stink bug) is the source of this 1193-nucleotide messenger RNA. The record is from the annotation of a GenBank genome assembly. Lineage: Eukaryota; Metazoa; Arthropoda; Insecta; Hemiptera; Pentatomidae.